Messenger RNA from Cyclocybe aegerita, 792 nucleotides. The record is from the annotation of a GenBank genome assembly. NCBI's taxonomy places the organism in Eukaryota, Fungi, Basidiomycota, Agaricomycetes, Agaricales, Hemipholiotaceae.
AUGUCCCCUGCUUUUACACCCUUACCGCGUACUUCAGAGACGCUUUUUGGCCAUGGUUCGGAGGGCAUCGGGCUGGCGCCGAUGGAAGACACAGCGCCCACCAACCCACGGGAGUUCUACCAAACUCAUGAAAUCUUCCUCGCCUACCUUUUGGUCCCAUUCACCAUUGCCUUGGCCAUUUGCUCGAUAAAAGCUGAAGCUGAUGACACCAACGGAUGGAUGAGGUGGUCGAUACCGUUCCGCACGCCUGACAUCGCCGCCUUCUUCGCUACUCCUCUCACUCUCUUCUACCUCAUUGCCGCCAUCAUUUCCUCUCAUCGCCAGGCGAAGUUCUCUCCGAACUUAUCGCCAUCCGUAUUCGGGCGUAUUCAUGUCGUAUGCACGAGCGUUCUGGCGUUCCUUUGGUGGAUGUCCGCUUUGGACAAUGUGGAGAGGAUCGGGGACGUGCAUAGGACCCGGAUUCGCGAGUUGGGGUUCAAUCGACUGCGAGCACGUAUCGCUAUUCUAGCAGCUAUCCAGACGGUGUUCUUGCUGCUCAUAUGCGUCUCAUUCCUCCAUCAAAUGUGGAAGCGGCAACAUGAGAGUGGAAAUGGAUACAUUGGUCUUCGAAUUCAUAUGCCCCGGAUGGUCAACGAUACGGCAUACAUUGACUUCUCUCGUUCUUCAGUCGUCAAUAAGCUGAGAAUGGCUUCAAACCUUCAAGUUCACGAGGAGGGAGCGGAGGAGAGUGUUGCCGAUGACACUGAGAAACUUCUCAACAGCAGGGCGUCGCGGGAGGUGGACUCGACUUGA